UCGUUCUAUAGGUUGCCGUUCCGCGGUGAUCCUUCUGCUCUGAGACUAUCGUCGUCUAAAGUGGCGCAGUGCUCUUAAGAAUAAAGAAUACAAGCCUUGAUAAGCAUCACCAAGCCUUGACAAGGCCGGAUGCUUAGCUUUAUAUAUUCCCGACCCCGUCCUCAUUGCCCUACUCUACCCCAAGUCGCAUUCUCCUUUGUUCGUUAGCGAAUAUGUCGGAAUCGUUGCCUGUCUACAGUGCAGACCCUAGGUCCGAUUCCGAGGAACAAGCAGCUGAUCCUCCACAAUAUCUACGACGAACAGCGUCACAAGAAGCUGCAAAUCUCAAAGCGCUGAAGGCAUGGGCAGAGAAAAGAGACAUGAUGAACGGCGGCGCUUACAUGGAGAUCUUCCACAUUGGCGGCAAGACCGUGACUAAUGGUCACAUUGUCGACCCAGGUUCCACAUCACAUGCAUCAACCAGCGACUUCGACAGCUGGCCAUCAGCUGCACAGGAAAAAGAGGCGCUUGACCGGCGCAAUCAGACCUCAAGCCAAGACGAUGCUAGUCCAUCGCAUCAAGAUAAUGACAGCCGUCCAGGAGUUGGAAAACGUAUCUCAGGUUUCUUGAAAAGAAUCAGCCCCGCGGAGCGAGCACAGCAGAAAGCCAUGGCCAUGACUGCCGAAGAGGAAGCGGCGGAUGCGAAGAAAUAUCCCAUGUCUGAAGGCACGUAUGGGUGGGAAGACUAUGAUCCCAAGAAGUAAUGAGCGCGUAUUGCAAGCACCAAGCGAUUCGGAAGGUGCGGCACGCUCGUCAUUUUGCGGAAUUUCUGCGCGCAUCGCGUCGUCUUUGUCGAUCACAAUUGACACCUUCUCCUGUCCAUUUCUUCCUUCUGUAGAACACCAUCAAUGA
Messenger RNA from Aureobasidium subglaciale EXF-2481, 891 nucleotides. RefSeq lists its product as uncharacterized. Bases 213 to 743 code for a protein of 176 amino acids. The record is from RefSeq and is a predicted model, not a curated record. NCBI's taxonomy places the organism in Eukaryota, Fungi, Ascomycota, Dothideomycetes, Dothideales, Saccotheciaceae. The transcript has a single exon.